Messenger RNA from Tachysurus fulvidraco (yellow catfish), 4913 nucleotides. It is a transcript of the gene rbms2a, whose product is annotated as RNA binding motif, single stranded interacting protein 2a. Bases 138 to 1340 code for a protein of 400 amino acids. Gene Ontology annotation, cellular component: ribonucleoprotein complex; cytosol; nucleus. Lineage: Eukaryota; Metazoa; Chordata; Actinopteri; Siluriformes; Bagridae. Gene Ontology annotation, molecular function: mRNA 3'-UTR binding; poly(U) RNA binding; poly(A) binding. The transcript is spliced from 14 exons. The record is from RefSeq and is a predicted model, not a curated record.
AAAUUCAGGGCUUUAGGACCUGGACGCAAAGCAGAGCAACGGCAGGCGGCAACCACCGUGACCACGCCCCUUGGUGUGACGUCAGCGAGCAGGCUUGGCUCCAGUGUCCGCUUUGGGACGCACUCAGCGCGGGGAAAAUGCUGCUCUCCGUACCGCCAAGGACAGCCAUCAACCCGUACAGCGGCUCGUACAACGGCAGGAACACCAAAAAGCAAUCCUAUGUAUCCUCCGGGCACCAGAUGGCGCCCCCGAGUCCCAACACGAACAGCAGCAGUGCAGGAGGCGGAGAACAACUGAGCAAAACCAACCUGUACAUCCGCGGCCUUCACCCCGGGACCACCGACCAGGACCUGGUCAAACUCUGCCAACCGUACGGGAAGAUUGUUUCCACCAAAGCCAUCCUGGACAAAACAACCAACAAGUGCAAAGGUUAUGGCUUUGUUGACUUUGACAGUCCUGCAGCAGCUCAGAAAGCUGUAACAGCUCUAAAGUCCACCGGCAUCCAAGCUCAAAUGGCCAAACAACAGGAGCAGGACCCCACUAACCUGUACAUCUCCAACCUGCCCAUGUCCAUGGACGAGCAGGAGCUGGAGUCCAUGCUGAAAUCCUUCGGUCAGGUCAUUUCCACACGAAUCCUCAGAGACGCCAACGGCACCAGUAGAGGCGUUGGAUUCGCCAGGAUGGAGUCUACAGAGAAAUGUGAAGCCAUUAUCCAACAUUUUAAUGGAAAAUAUAUUAAAACUCCACCAGGAGUGCCAGUGCCCACAGAGCCGCUGUUGUGUAAGUUUGCUGACGGGGGACAGAAGAAGAGACAAAAUCAGGGGAAAUACCUGCAGAACGGCCGUCCCUGGGUCAGAGACACAGACACGGGAGGAAUGACGCUAACAUACGACCCAACAGUCUUACAGAACGGGUUUUAUCCGUCUCCGUACAGCAUCGCUCCGAACAGGAUGAUGGCUCCGACAUCCCUGUCUCCAUACAUGACUUCUCAAGUACCGUCAUACCAGGUUCACAGUCCAUCAUGGAUGCACCACCAGUCGUACCUCAUGCAGCCCACAGGGACAGUUUUAACCCCAGCUAUGGACCACACCAUGUCCAUCCAACCCACAUCUCUGAUGAGUCCUUUAACCCAGCAGCUCAGUCACCUGUCACUGGGAAGUGCUGGAACGUACAUGCCUGCGAACACAUCUAUGCAGGGGACCUACAUCCCUCAGUACACCCCCGUGCCUCCGUCCAGCGUGUCUGUAGAGGUGAGACAGGAGAACAGCGGAACCCAGCAACAAGUCCCCAUAGAACCUGCUGCAGACCACACGAACUACACGUACCAACACAGCAAGUGAAGCCGAGGACGUGUGAUGUGACGUGAUGCGGCGGUGUGUGGUGAUGCAGCACGUUGCCGUGGGUAACGCCUCUCUCUGUGAGAGGAUCACCUGUCCCACCGAUGUGCAGAACCAGAGACACGGAUAGACACGAAAAUCAGAUGAACAAAACAACACUUUUAUUUUUGUAGAGUAGAAAUGAAACACGGACGUCACUCAUCUUUCCCUCUUCCAGAGUCGCUCAGCCAAAAGGUGGGAGAUUUCACAGAAGGAACUUUCUACUAUUUUGAUAACAAAAGAAAAAAAAACAACUUAAAAACAAUAAUAAUAAAUCCUAAAAAGUGACGAGAGACACGUCGUGUCCACUUCGUCUGCUCGUAAGAGCAAAUCCUUUUAGAGGAGCUGAGAUAAAGGUGACGCAACACCGUGUGUCUUUAUUGCUUUUUUUGUUUUUCUAAAAAUAUGCAAUUUUUAAUUUUUGUCAUUUUGUUUUUUAAUCAGCAGCAGUUUGAGAUAUUUUUGUACUGAUACGCAAACGAAACGUUAUAUUUUAUUUGUCUUCAUUUUAAAAUUCUAUUAAAGUUCUAUUUUUGUUACAAGUGAACCGUUUAAAGUCACGUCUUCUUCCUCAAAGUAAAAAAAAGAAAUAAUAACGAUCAUAGAAUUUUAAUAUUUUCAUUUUAUUUAUUUAUUUUUUUUUUAAAAAUGCAUCAGACAAUCAUUACUGUGUUAUUUAUUUGCGAACACAACAUUGUAGAAUUUCCAGGAAUAGAUUAUAAAAUGUUUUUAUUUUAUUUUAUUUGGCUUUAUCCCUCGGUUCCUCGGAUAUUAAAAUAAGAAAGAAAAAAACGAAGAAGUGACUUUAAUUGGUUUUAUUUAAAAAAAAAAAAAAAAGCCCAAAUACUUGAGAAAAUGUACGUUAUUGAUGUGAAAUAACAUGACGUUCAAAUUCUUCGGGCGAAAGACGAAACAAAACGAAACAACCUCAUGAGGUGAUUUUUGACCUUAUUUUUGUGUUUUAAAUUAAAAUAGAAUAGAAUUUUUAUUGAAGUCAAAUGUUUUGGGUGCUGGUUAAUUUUUUUUUAAAUUAGUUAAAUCACAGGAAACGUCCUGAUGAGAAUUAUAUAGAUUUUUUUUGUUUGCUGCUCGUUUGAUUUUGCAUUUUAUCUUUUUUGCAUUGAUUCUUGUUACGUUUGUGUCUUUGUGACGUCCAAUUCUAAAGAAUUUAAAUAGAAAGUAGAAAUAAUGUAGCUGUAAGAAAGAAACAUUGAGGGCAGCGUUUUUAUCACGAUUCCUGAAAUUUGCUUGUUGUUUUCUGUUUAUUUUUGUCACUGAAACUUCUUUUCAUUUCUCUUCACAAUUUUUUUUUUUUUAUAACUGAUAUUUUAAAGAUUUUAAAUCGACGGUCAAUUCGAUUCAGACGUUGACGACGAUGAACGACCUUCGCCGUGACGUCUGAAAAGAAAAUAAGGGCUUAUUUUAUAUUAAACACAAAAUCCAAAUAAAACAAGGACCAGAUUAGAAAAUGCAGAACUUUCUGAAUGUAAAUACUCCAGUGAGCUUCUUUACACAAAUAUAUAUCAAUAAAUAAAUAGGUUUUAAUUUAAAGUUUUGUCAUUUUGUUAACAUCAGUAAAACAAUAACAAAACUUUUUUAUUUAUUUAUAAAUUUGUUGAGAAAUGAAGAUCAGGUCGCGCAAAUUUUGUCAAAAAUCUUUAAAAAAAAAAUCUUGAAAUAUUUGAGCUUUUUAAAAAUUAACGAGCUCUUUUUUUUUUUUUCGAUCGUACUGUAAACGUUUUAUUUAUAUCAGCAACCAAAGAUCUCAAAGCCAACAGACUCGUGUGUAGAACGCGGGCGAUACGUUUUGUCGUUCUUUAUCAAAAGAACCCGUUACGGACCCGAACGCUAGCGUACCGUAGAAUAGUGACCUCUGACCCUGAAUUCAAGACAUUUUAAAAUUUUCAAUCGGAACUAAAUUCCACUUUUUUUCCUUUUAUUUUCCUCUUUAACUUUUUUCCUGCUUUUUUUUUCUUUUUCUUGUUGUUUGUCGGCAAGAUUUAGUUUUUGUGUCAAACAGAAAACAUGCAGUUCACCUCAUGAAGGAAGAGAUUAUGGGUUUUAAUCGACAAAUACACGUCUUUUUUUUUAUCAACUUUCACUACAAAUCCACAAACAAGUUUUGAAACUAUGAAAUGACUCGUUACAUCACAGUGUUUUAAGCUUCCGUGUUAUUUAUGGUUCUCGCUAAACGCGUGAAAUGAGGAAUGUUGUUUAAAUUCGAAAAUAAUGUUUCAAUUUUUUUUUUUUUAAAACGACGCCUCCGUAGGUCACGUUGUACUAAAUCCAGCCGUUUAGUUAAAAUGCUAUUCUUUUUUUUUUUUAAUCUAUUUAACAAAAACGAUAAUUUAAGCCUUCUUACAUUGUUUUGAUCUCAAAUGUUUCAUCUGUCAAUUUAAAUAAUAAUAAAAUGAUUGAUAUGAGGUCUAUCAAAUGAAAUAAUAAAAUGAAUUCCAAUUAUUUAUGCUAAAUUUAAAGAAAAAAGAAUUUUGAAAUAAUAAUAAUAAUAAUAAUAAUAAUAAUAACAAAACAUUCUAAUAUUGUGUCCUUCAAAUUAAUGUCUUUUGUCUUUCUACCUGUUUUCUGCUUCCAGACCACGCCCACAUUUCUUAUAUUUUUUUAAAAAAAAACAGGAAGUUAAACGAAAAGCUUGCAGAUGUAAAUUCAGAGUAAGUCUUGUGUCUAUUUUGUCAGAUUAUAAACUUCACUUUCUUUUUUUUUCUUUAUUUUCGUAAAGUUUAUUUCAUAGUUUCAAAACCCUUCGGCUGCUAUAAGAGGAGAACGGAGCAGUUCAGGAGAUAAACACCACACUGACCAGGACAAACCUGCAAAAUGUGCCUCAGAUAAACGAGAAAGACGAAAUAAAGCAAACGACGAGACGACGAAAACGAGUGUUUACAGUGCGGACUGUCGGCUGCGUAGCGAGAGAUAAAACACUGCUAUGAAUCAUAGCCUUAAGCCUUAAGUUUCGAACUAGUUUUAAGGAAAAUGCUCAUUUUUAAAACAUAGGAAUUGUUUGCACAUUUAAAGCAGCGACAGUUAGCGUAAUGAUCAGAUUAGCAUUAUUAUAAUUAUUAUUACAAUGUUUUGUUUUAGAGCACAAAGCGAAAACCUCUGAAGAUUUCUCGCGGCGUGAAUCUGAAAAUCUCUUCACUUUCCUUCCGCUGAGUUUGAGGAGGUUUUAGAAAUGAAAUUUUAGCCGUCUAGAAAUCCUCCAGGUUUGGACUCGUCGUCGUGUUUAUCGAGCAAAACUUCGGCUCGUCUCUUGAACUGCUUUCGUACUUUUUUUUUUUUUGUUGGCUUAAUAAAAACAUAUUCCUUAUUUAUAAUAUUACACAUUUUGUACAGUCUACAGGAGAGUUUUGAGUCGAUGUUCAUGUGUCUUCCUGCCACACCGCUGAUUUUACCUUUUGUUGUUACUCUUGUUUUGUGUUUGUUUAAAUUUGGUAAUGAAACUUUUCUUUUAUUUCAGUUUUACUGUUUGUUUUGGAAUUGAUGUUUUUGUCCUUUUUUAAAUAAAAAUGUUUUUAAAUUGUU